Molecule: messenger RNA, 3927 nt
Organism: Amoebophrya sp. A25
Lineage: Eukaryota; Dinophyceae; Syndiniales; Amoebophryaceae
Source: the annotation of a GenBank genome assembly
UGUUGAGACGUGCUGCAAACAUUCUGUCAUAUCGGUCCAACUACCAUGACCUUGCCAUGUUGAGCGAUAGCACUUUCGCUCGUUGAGAAUCAAUUCUGAUAGUAUAGACCACUUCGUUUCCGUGGCCUUCGAAAAGUGAUCCAAUCAAUCAUCAAUUUGCACAUCGUUCAUAAAAACAGAAACUUGCAGGAAAAAGAAUAGAAAAAUCGAAAGCAAAUCCUCAAACCAUUUUCCUCCCCCUUCUUCUCCCGCGACGGACCUCAGUAGAACAGUAACAUCUUAGAAUUUGCGCAUCUUACACCGAAUUGACGGAUCCUUUGAGGAGGUUUUUAGACGAACACAAAAUCCGGGACUCGUGCGCAUCGUGGAAACAAGAGUCCGUCGAAGUGUAUCAAUUGCCGACUGUAUUUCAGUUUAUCAUAUGAUAGUUUUUUCAUAGCACGAAAAAAAAUGAUGCAAUACGUGAGAGAGAGAUAUUUGAAUGCAAGUGGGGGGCGGUGCAGUUCUCCCUGGGCUCAGCCUGUAAAGGUAGUGACGAUCCUCGCAAAGCGUUUGACAUCUGUUGAGGGUUCUCCACCUGAUCCUGAACUCGAAGGGUGGAUGCGUCAUGCACUUUUUGGGAAAGUAGAAUACAACGAUAUUCACCUCACUCCGGACGAGCUGCAGAGGAUACUCUUAUGAGCUGGAUACGAGUCUUUUACACAUACUUGUCCUGACGUUGUUCCUUUUUAUUCGAAGUGAUAGUGCAUGAAAGUACGCGUAGAGCGUGAUGAUGGUCGCCGAAGCCAUAGAUUGAUGAGAUUCGUCUGCGUCUGGUUGUAACUACUCUAACAUCUUCCCCAGAGAUGACGCAGCCUUUGGAAGGGAUCACCGGUGUACGACUGUGGGUCGAUCGUCGAGGAGACCGUUAUGAGCUCACAAUCUGUAUCUUCUGUAGUGACCACAUGCAAUAUUUCUGGGUUUUUUCAGCCUUCCAGAAUGACGACUUCCUAUGUCUAUCCGAGUCUGCUUCCGUUUUAGCGAUAUUGUUCCUCAAAGAUAUUACACCUGACUACGUGUGUCCCCCGCAUUGUUUCACACGGCUAUCAUUUAAACCCGGAGAGCGCGCUUUUGGAGAAGCAGAUUAUGGCUGACGUGGCUUUGACUGGCCUGGCCCAAAGUGAUGCCACAGUUACUAGGUGGUGCAACGGAUACCCGCUCGCUGCCUUUCUCUACUACCGGGAUGUGGAGGCGAAUGACGAGGCCGGGAAUGUCGUGGCCCAACCGGAGCGGAAGACGGUGUUGGUGAGCAAAAGUGCCAAAGAUGAUGGGCGAGAAGUUGGUACUUUGUUCUUUCUUUCAACAUGUGUGGACCAGAACUAAGCAAAAUUGUUAACGGGCGGAAGCAAUUCUUACAGAAAAACAGAAGAUAUCACGCAAAAAACAGAUUUUAUCUCUCUAAAAGAAGCGAGAUCAGAUGUCAUCUCUUUCAAACAGAAUUCUUCCGCUAAUCAACUCAGGCAUAGUAACCAUGUGUACGGAGGAUGACGUCAGUCGCGCCGUCCCCAAGGUUGCUGCGAAGGUCUUGCCAGGGUAUCUGCAGAGGAACUGGCUUCACCGCACACCAGGAAAAACGGGGCCGCCGGUGUUAGAGUGGAGACCGAUUGAGCCUGAAGAAGAAUUCGCCCAAAAGUUCUACUUAUGUCUUUGUUGGUUGUGAAGUUUCUCUCCACUGAUUAAGUUGCUAUCGGAUGACGUCACCACACACACGACGCGGACUGGCCGCGCUGAGUGUUAGAUAGCUAUAGAGGUUCCAGACCUUUCAUCAGUUCCGCGACUUUUUUUAUCAAAAGACAAAAGUCGAAUUUUUGAUAGGUUUCGAAAGGGGUCGCUAGAUGUUAUGACGCGGCGCCGGGAAGCUGCAGAAAUUUACUCUCAGCCUCUAAUCUGACGCGCCAUCCAAGAGGAUGGGGAGAUAGGCUGCACCAUGCCGGCAACGUGGCAGAGGGACCCGAUAUUCAAGAUGACCGAAGACAGCUCGAGUAACUACUUCUCUCUCAAGCUCCAGCGGCGCGUGCUGAUCGGCGAGAAAGAAACAACAGGAGUGUGCUACGAUUUGAUGGCCGAUUACUCGUGCAGCAAGGAUGGCACAAUCCUACUGGAAUUGCGUCCAGCUACUGCCCCUCACGGCCAGACCGUCGCUCUGCCGCAAGGUAUACUCUCUCCUUCUUGGCAAUUAUUCUGACAAUUCGUAUCAAAUAAGUCCGCUUUUCUUUCUCCGCUAGCGCGCGUUGUACUCGCAGCGGACUAAUUUUCGCAGGCCUUCCACCGUUCAAAGCAGAGAGCGUCAUCGCUAGGACCCAGGCAUUGGAAGCAGAAAGAGACCCCCUUUUUAUCCCUCAGCGAAGUUCAUAAAAUCACUACUCAGGUAACCGAGAGGAAGAUUUUUGUUGGCAAGAGCGUACCCCCGCAACGUCUGCUCUUGAAUUGCCGAGGGCUUCUCUGCGGAAAACGGCGACCUCCGCCACAAGUAGCACGUACGAUUACCCCUCUACCGUGGUCCCCUGUGGGCUUUUCGCUGUUCUUGUGGUCGCCGUGCUGUGCCUCCUCCUCCGUGCCGCUCUGCGCCGUGCUCGCCCGACCGAGGCCGCGAAAUCCUUGCGGGCUUUAAUUAUGGCAAUCCCCCACUCGCUCAUACGCAAGCGAGAACAAAGAAACGUAGCAAAAUAGCAUUGGGCGUGGCCAAGUCUGCCCACUUUGUUCACAGUCUCAGCUAAGCUCCUCAGAGACACAUGCUGGAGAGUCACUCAUCCUCUCUUUCUUCUAAUGGCGACAACAAGAUCGACGCAGAGGCGGGAGAGGAGGGCGAAGUCUUUUACGGCGCGGCCAGAAUGGACCGAGUAGAUCUUAGGGUGUAGUUCGGAAGUAGGGUAGUAGGAGUAGCGGCAGGAGGUCUGCAUAGAAGAGAUCGCUUUGGUGUUUCUUGUAGUAAGGGUAGACUGCGGGCCCUGUUAGAUAAAGAGCCGCCAUAGAUAGAGAAAAGAAGGCUCGGGAACUCAUGGCGAUUCUCUAUUUUUCUUGUUUGGUGUACUGAUGUUGCGUUAUUGGAUUCGGACACGAAGGUGGCAUAUUUGAGCCGACCAAUCUCAUCACCAGGACCAUUAUCUAUCGCCGGACUAUUGUAUAGGAGAGCCAUGGGCCUUCGUACUUGACGUAGCGCCAUACAGUUUGUCUUCGAAGAUGACGUGGCGAUGCACUAUGAUGUAGAGCGGACUUUUGGAACAAAAUAUAGAGCGACUGGGUAUGCUACUAACUGAAUUGAUACUAGACACAGAAGCUUGCUGAUUGAUUUGGAAAACAUGCGCAGACAUUUCUCGUACACUAUUAGAGAAUCGUUUCUAAAAAUAAUUUAUAAACCAGUAAAAAAGUGACUAUCGUAAUCUUUCUCAUGUACAAAAAAACUUGGGUAGUCGCCACUUUCUGCCAGCGACACUAGAUUCUCUGCAUUCGUCGCAUAGAACUGCAUAAAACUACAGAGAGACACUUGGCUUGAAAUGCAUACGAUUGGUUGACUUGCUAGUAUUGUAGUGCUCAGCUAGUGCUUGGUUGAGAAGAUUCAUCUGAGAUGCGCACAUGGCGUAGUACUUCCCCUUCGUAUGUAAUUAGAAAUGUGUGUUGGUAAUGGUUGGGAGAGAACGUUGUGGCCAGUGGUAGAAGAUGACCACCAAAAAACGCUGGAUGAUGAUAUGAGUGAACCGCCCUUCCGGCGGUCCUUCACAGAAAUAUGUACAGUGUGCAUUGAAUAGAGGGCGCCAAGACUUCAUGGACUUAGAGUUUGGGUUUGUUUUACGGAAGACCUUCAGGGCUAUGAUGAAGAUGGCGUGGCAGUAGGUCGUAGUGGUCGAAGACUUUGGCGCUGGAGAGCUUCUGUAAUGAGUGUGUUCGGAC